This is a messenger RNA of Musca domestica (house fly), 1029 nucleotides long. Its product is annotated as alpha-tocopherol transfer protein-like. NCBI's taxonomy places the organism in Eukaryota, Metazoa, Arthropoda, Insecta, Diptera, Muscidae. The transcript has 3 exons. Gene Ontology annotation, cellular component: membrane. Gene Ontology annotation, molecular function: phosphatidylinositol bisphosphate binding. The record is from RefSeq and is a predicted model, not a curated record. Bases 60 to 986 code for a protein of 308 amino acids.
GUUUUAACUUUUAGUUUCUUUAGUAUCACCUAAAUUGGAUUUCUUAAUAGACGUCUAACAUGGUACGGCCAUUACCACCUGGUUUGCAAAAAGUUGCCAUUGAAGAACUCAAUGAAGAUCCGGCUCGGGUCAGUGAUGAUAUACAGGCGUUAAAGACAUGGAUUAAUCAACAACCCCAUUUGAGGGCUCGUACCGAUGAUCAGUUUCUGUUGGCAUUUUUGCGUGGCUGUAAAUACAGUUUGGAAAAGGCCAAAUCAAAAAUUGAUAAAUAUUUUAUGUUACGGUCAAAAUUCCCCGAAUUGUUCUCAUUGCGGGAUGUUGAUGAUCCGAAAAUUCAAGAGAUUAUUAAAUUGGGAAUUGGUUUAGUUCUACCCACUCCUCUAAACGAAGAUGGACCCCGCAUCAUGCUGAUACGGAAUGGUAUCUAUGAUCCAGAAAAGUAUAGUUUUGGUGACAUUAUGCGUGUAUUCCAGGCCUGGAAUGAGAUCAUCAUGUGGGAAGAUGAUUAUGCCAUUAUAAAUGGCUUUGUUCACAUUGCCGAUUUAAAGAAUUGGAAAAAAGAACAUUUCUUUCAAUUGACACCAAGUUUGAUGAAGAAAAUGACCGUCUAUUCUGAGGAAGCAAUGCCCCUAAGACCCAAAUCAUCGAAUUUUAUUAAUGUGCCAUCGAUUUUUGAGACAUUUUUCAAUAUGGUGAAACCAAUAAUGACCGAAAAACAGCUAAAUAGGAUGGUCGCAUACGGCUCAAAUUUGGAUAAAUUCUAUGAGAAAAUCCCCCAAAAAUAUUUACCCAAAGAAUAUGGCGGUGAAAAUGGCUCAAUACCGGAAAUCAUUGCCGAAUGGGAAAGGAAAUUCCAAGAAUACAGUGAUUACUUUAAGGAGGAUACCAAAUAUGGCACCGACGAACGUUUGAGACCGGGAAAACCUAUUGAUUUUGAUAAUCUGUUUGGCAUGGAGGGUUCAUUCCGUAAACUAAAUGUGGAUUAGAAGAAAAUAAUAUUGUGUAAAUAAAAAAAGAGAAUCUUUAUAU